AUGUCUCCCAACAGCACAGCGCCUACAGCGCACCAUUGUGGGGACCGGCUCUGUCCAAGCCUGGCUGCCGAAGGCCACCAAGCUCAGGACUUCCAGGAGUUGGCAGAGCCCUGGGCCAGUUCCCGCCUCACAGUUUCCCUCCCCAAAGCCAGAGGUGCAGGUGACCAGCAGAGUUCUCAGGAGCUCUUGGUGUUGGCUGACCUCUGUGUACGCAUGGUCAACUGGCUGAACACUGAUUCUGCUCUGAGCUGGCCACCAAGCCUCCUUGAUGUGUCUGUGUUGGUAGAGGUCACACUGCCUCCACAGCAGUCCUUCCAGUGUGCCAAGCAGGAACCUGGCAGGGCAGAUUAUUUGGAUUUGGGGAUCUUGGGAGAGUACUCGAAUUUCCAUCCAUCCUGGGAGAAUGUGGCAGUCAGUAAGAUCAAGAACAUGAUGGUCACAGAGCAGGGCCUGGCACUGGACACCAUCUGCCAUUUCCUAGAGGAGCACAGCCAGCUCUGGGAAAAGCAGAAGACGCCACCCAGGGAUUCCCCUGUGCAGAAGCUCCUAGAAUUUCUCAGCCUGGACCCCAAGCAAACUGCUGAUAAGGCCUUGCUCUUCCAUCUCUAUGGGCUGAUCCUGCGUGAGUGCCCCAGCACGGAGCAGGUUCAGUGCCACCUAGCCAACCUCCUGGAGCUGUCCCACCAGCACUCCAGCUACCGAGAGGGAAUUGCGCUGGCUGUGGGCCUGGCCUCCACCGAACACUUGCAGGAGGUAUGGGCCCUGCUGAAGCACCUGGGACGCAACAAGAUCCUGCGUUCAGCCGAAGUGUCCCCAGACAGCCAGGAUGAGAUUCUGAAGUCAAGCUUCCUGUCUGCGGCCAUCCUGCUCACUAGAUCGCUUCGGGAAGAGUAUGGCUCCCAGAGGUACAAGUUCACGCAGAUUCCAGAGCUCAUCCAGUGCCUCCUGGACAUCCUCAAGGAUGAGCCCAACUUCCUGACCACCUUCUUCAGGCAGAAGAUCAUCCUGGUUGUCAUGGGUCUAAGUAACCUGCGACCCGGACUCAAACCCCUGCUCAAGUCCCAGGUCCUGCAGACUUGCCUGCACAGUGUGUACAGGCUUCCCGCUACUGAGCACCUACAGAGUGAUUCGCCUUCAUCGAAACAAGCUCCAGAUGUCAUGGUGCUGUACAAGAAGACAAUGCAUGCCCUGGACCUGCUCCUUCAGAACUUCAUCUCUGAGAACCCGAGCAUGGAUGAGGUCUGCUUCCUCCUGCAGCACACAGAGUACUGGUUGAUAUCUGACAAGAGCCAUGAGCGCAGCCGGGCUGUCCAGUCCAUCUUCCUGCUUCUGCAGUAUGUGGUAGACUCUUUGAAGCUUGCUAAAGAGGCCGUGCCGUCCACGCUGGGCCACCAGCUAGGCCUCCUGACUCUGCUGUGGCGGGAUAAAGACGAGAUCACACAACAGCAUUCCUACUGCUGUGUCUUCCUCCUCAUGCAGCUCGUGUUCCAGCAGAAAGGGAAGUUGGUGGAGUUCGCACAGUGGAGCAAGAUGAAGCAAUUUGAAACCAGCGAGCCUAGAGAGUGGGAGGUGAAGCUCUACCACAUGGUGAAGACCUUCAAGAACCUGACAGUGGCGCAGCACACACAGCUGAUCCUUACCCUGGUGCACAGUCUGGACAGCUGGAACUACCUCCGCUGCGACCUUGCUGCCCAGCUCCUACUGAUGAUCUGUGAGGAACCCAGUUUACAGAAGGAACAGGUAGCUGAGAUCUUGCAAAGCCUGUUCCAGGAACUGCCAAACAUCCGCUCUCAGAGUAUUCAGCAGACCAUAAGUAAGGUCACCAUGACUCUGGGGACCCAGCAUAUUCAGGAGGUGGUGGAGGUGGUCUUGUCCCUAUGUCACCCCUCAGAUAGGUGGAUCCUACUGCUGUGGAAGGCUCUGGCUACCAACUACCACUUAGCUCGUGAUGUUAUAACCCUGCUCUAUGUAAAGUUGAAACUGCGGCCACCCAGGAGGCUCCUCCACUCCUCAUAUCAGGCCCGUCUGGUCUCCCUGAUGGCACUGGACACCAUUUAUGAGCUUCUCUACACCCCGGAGUACAGGGACACGGUCCGCUGGGCUUUCGCAGGGAUCCUUCUGGGCCUCCUCACAGAACUCUACUACCUGCUGGAGGUGGGCCUGGUGGAGGGUAUCUUUGACUACCAGGAAGACAAUCUAGCCUCUAAGCCCCUGGGGCCCUGCAGGACCUGCCUGGAAGCCCUCAAGGGCCUCUUUUGGACCAACGAGUACUGGGAAGUGUUUGCUGAUGUCAAGCUGAUCCAGGGCUGGGAGCUUUUUGCGCAUUUGGAAACCUUCCCAAAGGGAGUGACCCUUUUGGCCAGGACCAUGGCUCACUAUAACUGCGAGGUCAAGGCUGUCUUGGGGCAGGCUCUCAUCUCCCUGAAGAGCACUGAGGAGCGCGACAACAUCGUGGCCAUCUGCAUCAUCACCGAGUUUCUCAACAGCCCAGAUAUCUGCCAGAACUUGUCUCAGAAGGCCAUGGACCACUCCCUGAACCUGGGCCUUUCCAGCCGCAACCACAUAGUGCGAGUUCUGAGCUUGAAGGGGCUAGGCAGCACCCUGAUGCAUCCUUACAAGGUAACUCUGCUAAGAAGUAAGUUGACGGAGCUUUUGGACAACUUCCUGCAGCCUGAGUUCGAGGAUCUUUUGGGCCUGAUGGAGAUCAUGGGCCACCUCCUACACCGUCUGGGUGUCCAUGGCAUUGGAAUUGCCAGCUUCAAGAUUGCUCAGCGCCUUCUCAGUCUGUUCACAGAUGAAAGAGCAAAGGUACGAGAACAUGCCAUCUUCCUGUUUGGAGAUGUCAUCCACUAUGGUGGCAAGAAGUUUCGACAGAGCCUCAAGAUCCUGGCUUUCCGAGCUAUAGUGCCCCUGCUCUUCCACAUGGCUGACCCCUGCCCAGAAGUGGCCGUGAAGGCCAAGUACACCUUCCUGCGCUGCGCCAUCUUCUUAAAGUGGGAGUUCCAGAAGGAGCUGUUUGGCAAGCUGGCAUGGGGCCAAGGGCCCGGCGCUGAGAAUGAAAUUUUUGUCUACAUGAUAGAAAGCAACUUCGGCAGCCACCAGCAGUUUCUCAGUCAGGCCUUGUUGUAUCUGGACAGCCCCCACAAGAACCUGAAGCUGGCAGCCAUGAGGUUCAUCGGGGGAUUGCUUCAGGACUACUUCAAUGAACUCUGCUUCUACUUGACAAAGGACGAUGUGAUCAUCCUGAAGAACUAUUUGGAGGCCCUCAGCCAUGACACAGACUCCAGAACCAGAAAGUUCUACCUGAACCAUUGGGAUGAUGUCAUAGAGCUGUCCCACUAUGGCACAGAAGAUGACAAGAGGGAGCAGAAAGAGCCCGUGCGCUUCCCACACCAGUACAAGACGAGAGUGCAUCUGAACUAA
This is a messenger RNA of Alexandromys fortis (reed vole), 3423 nucleotides long. RefSeq names its product maestro heat-like repeat family member 5. The transcript has 29 exons. Gene Ontology annotation, cellular component: cytoplasm; Golgi apparatus. The record is from RefSeq and is a predicted model, not a curated record. NCBI's taxonomy places the organism in Eukaryota, Metazoa, Chordata, Mammalia, Rodentia, Cricetidae. The coding region runs from base 1 to 3423 and encodes 1140 amino acids.